AUGUGUGCGUGGCGCUACUCCGGCAGCACCAACAACGCGGCUGGCGGUGCGGCCGCCCCCUCCUCCGCGUCGGUCUUCGGCGGCGCCCCCGCGACAGCCGGGCCGAGCGGCUUCUCGACUGGUCUCGGCGGGAGCGGCGGGGCGGCCGGUGUGUUUCUCCGGCAGAGCGCCGCCGGCUUGAGCGCCACCGAUGGCGUCUUCGGUGCGUCCGCGUUCGGUGGUGGGCCGCCCAGUCGGGUAGGUGGAGGCGGUGGUGGCGGCCUCGGCUUGGGUGCUGCUGCCGGCUUCCCCAUGACGGCCGGUGCGGCAGCGAACACACUGGCGGCGGUGGGGCAGCAGAACGCGGCGAUGCACCGCGGAAGUGAGGGGGAGUACGACGACGAAGAGGAGGAGGCGGAGGUGCCGGAAGAGGGCGACAGCCUUGACAAGUACAGUGACAGUCGGCAUGGGAGGUCGAGUACGGGCGCAUCCCCAGCUGCGGCUGCACCGGCAAAAUCACUGGCCGCCGCGCUGAUGCGUACCACGCCGGCGGCGCCAGGAGCAAAAUUAAAAGACUCGCGAGGUGGGGCUGCCGCCGCCGUCCACGCGCAGCGGACCACCCAGCUCGCAGAAGGGCUCUCCCGACAGCUCUUCAAGGCGCAGAUGAAGGCCCCCACCGCGGUGCCGCCGGACGAGGACGAACUGGAGGAAGAGGGCUUCGAUAUGCUGCCGCUGGCCGAUCAAGACUUUGUGCGCCUCACGCGCGACCUCUUCGAUGACGUGGACGCGGAGCUGCUCUCGGAGGACUUCGUGCCACACGAGCACGUCGUGGGCAUCAUCGCGGACGACGCCAGCGGCACCGAGGCGACGCCGUCGCAGAUCGCGGACAACCUGGUUGACUACAAGAGUCUUGAGGGCGAAAUUGACGACGCCCUGGGCGACUACAUUGAGGCCCACCAUGAAGAGUUCAACGCCGCCAUCGGCGACUUCUCGGAGAUGGUGCUGGCGGUUUCAGGAAGCGACGACACACUCGCGCAGUUUAAGAAGGAGUUGGUGGACGCGGCGGGCUCGCUAGGGAGCCACGCCGAGGAGUUAAAGGUGCUGCGCCUGCGUGCGGCCAAGUCCCUCUUCAUGGCCGAGGCGUUGGAACACAUAAACGACGUCGUUGCGGCGGAAGCGGAGGUUAAGUCGCUCGUGAAAGGCCGGCACUACCUGAGAGCGGUCCAGCAGCUGCAAACGCAGGCGAAGCUGCUCGCCAGUGAUGAGCUGAAGGGCGUCCGCGCCAUUCAGACCUUGCGCGACGCCCACAACACCACGGUGGCCUCUCUCCACCUGCCGAUCAUCGAUGACCUGCUCUCCUGUGUCUUUCGUCAGGAGCGGCUGAUGGUGGCGGAUGCGCAGCUGCUGCAGGAUCUACUAGACAGCAGCGAGCAGGUUUUGAAGGACACGAACGCGUCUGCACCGAGCGUGCAGCACACGGUGCACAAGUACUGGAAGAUCGCCGGUGUGGACGCGGGAGAGGGCGACGAGGACGGGGGCGGGGCUGCCAGCACGGAGGAGGCAACGAAUGGUACUAAUAACAACGAUGCUACUACUGGCACGGGUCGCGACCCCAACGGCAGCAACCAGAACCACGAAGGUAGCGAACAGGGCGGCGUUGGUGGUGGUGAGAGAACAUCAGCGCGAAAGGAACGCACCUUAGCCGCGAUCAUCGAAACGCUCUUCGACGACCCGAAUGAGGCGAAUGUGGCCAGCAACUACCUCCGGUUUGUGCCGCUGUGCGUGAAGAGCCUGGUGCUGCUCGGCAAGGUCGACUACUGCCACGAGACCUUCUUCAGCAAGGCGACGAGGAGCAUUGAGAGGUUCAUUGCACACUUCUUGCGUCUGUACGACGCCUGGCGACGGCGCAGUCGCAGCGGCGCGACGCUGAGCGGGGGAGAUGAGGAGGCCGCCAUCCGCGGCACCUACGUACGUGCGCUAGACCUCGCGAACGAUCUCAUCUCCUUCGAUGAGGCCGUCGCCACCAUCCAGUCGCGCGACCUGCGCGCCAUGCUCGGGGCCCUCUUUACCGAAUUGGAAAAGAUCCUGCGCAACGCCGAGUAUCUUCAAAAGAUUAUCUUGGUCGCGCACUUCCCUUUCAUUUCUAGCUUUAUCGUACAGCCGGUGCCGUUCGAUGCGGAGGCCACGUCGCGGCAGUGGAACGUGAUGGCGGUGCCGCUGCGCGACGCGGGGUGGCUGCGCAACACGCUGGCCACGGUGCUCGACUACGCCCACCACCGCCUGACCGAAACACCGCCGUCACCGUCGUCUUCGUCCGCCACGACCGCAGGGGACACCUCACCGUCCAGCGCGCAGACGCAGCCCGGCAGCCGCAGCCGCAGCGGUGGCGGCGGUGGCGGCGGUGGACCACUUACCCUCAACCCGGACGCCGACGACGUGAUGGCCAAAUUUUUGGAGUUCUUCAGCAUCGACGCCCUUCUUGCGCCGCUGGCCGAUGGCGCGAAGGAGACGGGAGACGCCGCUGCCCAAUCCCGUGCCCCGUCCCCCUCACCGGUGCCCAACAGCUCCCUCGCGUCUGGGGCCGCCGCUGCUGCUGCCGCGUCGACCUCGCCGCUCCUGCUCGCGCUCCAAGCGCAACACCGCUUCCUCACGCUGCACGGCAUCUGCGAAGCCGUCGAUGCUGCGUGCGGCUCCGUUCGCGCCAAAUACCCCUUUGCCUCCGAGCUGCUGCUUUCCAAGCUGGGGAUCGUCUUUCCGGCGGAGCUGCGCGAGGCCGUGCGGGUGAAGCUGGUCGCCGAGGUCCAAGCCAUGCGGCAGGAGUGGGACCUGCAGGUCCUGUGGGCGCAGCUGAACUACCACAUCGAGUUCGUCUUCCACGUCCUCUGCGACGCCAAGGAGGCCCAGGAGGAGGCGGACGACGCGGUCACCUUGCUGCCGUUUCUUCGACAGAAGAAUCUGAUCAGUCGAGUGCAGCGCACGGCCCUCAUUAUGCAGGACACGGAGCGGCAGGGCGACGACGCCAUGACGCUGGACCGGCUGCUGUCCACCUUUGAGUCGUCGGGGCUGCUGCGGAUGGUGGAGGAGACGGGCUCUGUUUCGUUUAGCCUCGUCGGCGCCGUGAAGAAGGCGCAAGCGGACAUCCGCAGGGCGAACGAGGGCCAGCAGCGACAGUACGAGGCGAUACAGAGCGACAUGGCGAAGUUGAUCGUGCUGACGGACGGCGGCGGCGGGGGCGCGGGCGGUGCGGGCAGUUCGGGCCCGCCGCUCGUGCAGCUGCGUGCGUCGAUGCUGCGCCGCUGGUUCGUCUUCACCGCCAUGAACGCUGUGCCGUGCUACGAGUGUGCGGCGCGCUUCUACAGCCGCAGCUGCGACCGCGUCCCCGAGCUUCGCUCGCUGAGCGACGAGGACUGCGUCGUCGGCUUCUUCAAGCGCUUCCUGCGCGCCACGUACAUUCCCACGCUGCACGCCUUUCACUCCCAGCAGCUGCAGCUGCUGUGCAUCAACAUCGGUGACAACGGCGUUGCGGCGCCUUCCGCGGACGGCGGCAGCGGCAGCGGUGGAGGUGGAGGUGGUGGGACGGCCACAUCGACAACGAUCGAUUCCGCCUCCCCGCCUGUAGGCAGCUCCCACAGCAACGCCGCGAGCAAAGCCCCCGCAUCGUUGAACAGUCUCAGCGGCGCCUGGCCGACCGUGGCCGUCGACGGCGUCGCGUUCCCUAUUUUGGCCUGUGUGCAGUACGUUGGACAGGUUCUGGCGAAGAUCAGCGACGUGCGUCGCGUGCUGCCGGAGUCGCUGACGGACGAGGUGGAGCAGAGCACAUCGGAGGCCCUUAUUAUGGAGUUGGUGGUGUUCUUAAAGCGGCAGGUGCAGUGGCUCGGUCGUGGUACGCUGUCCCUCCGCCUGCUCGACCAGCCCUUCGAGGACGCCUUUGCUGGCCUACCGAACCGAAGGUGGGCGGCGCUGGUGGACGAGGAAAACAUGGAGCAGGCACACCGCUUCAUCGAUGAGGACCUGCAGCGGUACUACCAGCUGAACAGCGAACAGCGCACCAGCGGGCACGAGUACAACGAUAGCACCGCCGUGUCGGCGCUGCAGGCCAUGACGGCGUUAGACGCCACGUCGGUCGCCGGGGGCGGGGCACAGCGGACGUCCUCGCAGGACGGCGGCGGUGGUGAGUUGGACCCACAAAUUGGCCGCAUGGAGCCGCGUGACAUCUGCGUGCGCGACGACAGCACGUUGGUCGCCUUCGCGUUGCUCUGCACCUCGGCGGAGUGGCUGUGCGAUGCGUUGCUGCGUCACCUGUGGCCGAGCCAUCGCGGCUCCCGCAACCACACGGACUGCUGCGUGCCGGGGUACACGUUCAGUCGUGAGAUGCGCGUGGGCGACGCGACGGGCUUCGCGAUGGUGGCAGGCGACUACACGGCGCAGCACAAGAUACGCCUCUCCGGCCACCUCACGCGUCUGUGCUCCAUUGCGCAGGUGUCGCUGUUUCACCUCUCCGUCGAGGCCCGCUUCCUGGCCUUCUUGUUCCUCCCGCAGCUGCGCGAUGUGUCUUACGACGUGGUGGCUGUGUCGAGCGCGGCGGACAGCUUCGUCCAGGCUUACGCGCGUCGCCUGCACAACUUCUACGCCAUUCUCCGCCAGCACCUCUACGCCAAGAAGAUCAAGUUUACCUGCCUUACAGCAGGACGCCCUGCGAGUGAGUUGGUGUUGUGCGAGUUGGCGCACUUGCGGUACAAGGCGAUUUCCCCCGCCGGCUUAAUGCGUCUGCGGACGGACCUGCUCGUCAUGCAGACGACGCUGCAGUUGGUGCUGCCGGCCGACAGCGACGUGCGGGAGACGGUGUCGCGCGACUUCGUCCGCCCCGCGCUGUUUCUGCGCUACGUCUUCAACAAGGACGUCGUGAACGAGAUAGUUUCCAGCCUCGACUACCAGAACUUUUCGGCAAAGGAGGUGGAGGUGCUGAUCCGGCUCGUCUUCCGCCAGGUCUCCGGCGCCAACGACGACUCCUUGGCAACGCAGCACAUCCAAUUCUUUUAUCAGAAGCUGCAAACAAUCGAGAAGCUGCGCGACGGCCGCGUCGUGACGACGACGACGACGACAGGAGCAGCAGCCGCAGCAGCGGCGAACGCCAGCGCCCCGGCCAGCCCACGCGGUGCGGCUGGAAAGGCCUCCCCUGCUCCUUCCUGGGCGAACAAAAUCAUCACCAACAGGAAUAGUAGCAACAUCCGAGACGGCAGUGGGGACAGGGGCGGUCCGUCCUUGUCGCAGUCGGCGUCCGUCAGCGCCGCCGCGGUGGUGGCCGCCGCGUUGAACGAAGACGACAACGAUCGCGUCGACUUCGCCGCGGCUGAGGAGGAAAGUCCCGCCCUGCCGCUGCCACUGCUGUCGUCGUCGCGCAGUCGACAAAAAACGGCGGUGGCGCCCGCGCCGACCGCCACGGCGACUCCGUCGACGACGACGGCAACUUCGAAGCCUGCGAUUCCGCCACCAGCGGCUGCAGCAGGAGGUGUGGCUGCACCAGCAGCAUCCAGCGAAGAGGAGGAAGAGGAGGAAGAGGAGGAAGAGGAGGAAGAGGAAGAGGAAGAAGAGGUGGAAGAGGAGGAGGAGGUGGAAGACACCGAAGACGACGAAGAGACCCCGGAGAGGGCUGCUGGGGCGACUCGCCCUGCGCCGCCUGCAGCCACACCUGCACAACCUCUAGCUGGAAGCGCUGGUACAACCGUCGCCGCAGCAGCCGGAGGAGCGGCGCGGCACGUUGAUCCGGCGGCGCGGCCUCCGCCGCCGCAACGCCCCGUCGUACCACCACUCGCGACGGAUGCCUUAAUGGCCGCGAGGGCAGAGAAGUCGACGACUGCUGCUGCAGCUCCUGCUGCGAGGGGCGGUGUGAGAGUAGAGAGCAGCGACGAGGAAGACGAGGAGUACGAAUACGUGGAGGAGGAGACGGAGGAAGAGACGGAGGAGGACGAGGAGGAAAAGCCUGCGCCUGCGGCCACAGCGCAGAGACAUGCGCCCCCUCCUCGUCUCCCUGCACCGCGUCGGCCUUAG
This is a messenger RNA of Leptomonas pyrrhocoris, 6027 nucleotides long. RefSeq lists its product as hypothetical. The transcript has a single exon. The coding region runs from base 1 to 6027 and encodes 2008 amino acids. The record is from RefSeq and is a predicted model, not a curated record. NCBI's taxonomy places the organism in Eukaryota, Euglenozoa, Kinetoplastea, Trypanosomatida, Trypanosomatidae. Gene Ontology annotation, cellular component: exocyst. Gene Ontology annotation, biological process: Golgi to plasma membrane transport; exocytosis.